Geosmithia morbida is the source of this 2772-nucleotide messenger RNA. RefSeq names its product Fungal trans. Gene Ontology annotation, biological process: DNA-templated transcription; regulation of DNA-templated transcription. Gene Ontology annotation, molecular function: DNA binding; DNA-binding transcription factor activity, RNA polymerase II-specific; zinc ion binding. The transcript has a single exon. The coding region runs from base 1 to 2772 and encodes 923 amino acids. The record is from RefSeq and is a predicted model, not a curated record. Gene Ontology annotation, cellular component: nucleus. NCBI's taxonomy places the organism in Eukaryota, Fungi, Ascomycota, Sordariomycetes, Hypocreales, Bionectriaceae.
AUGGCAGGACAGUCGCACAACGCUUACCCUCGAUCACCAAACCUCGAUGCCCGCUCCUAUGGAUCGUCAUCUGUCUCGUCUGCCGCCUCGCCAAAUCCUGUGCAGCGGCAGUACCUUGGAGACGUGAUGGGCUCGUCGAGGGUCGACCUGGCGGCGGCGGCGGCGGCGGCGGCGACGGCGAGCGGUCUUCCGCCACCGCCACCGCAGAACGCCGCCAGCCCUGAUCCCAGUCCCGGCUCCGGUCCCGGCUCCGGCGGUUACCCGACGUACGCGCCCAUGUCGUCGGGCUCCGCGUUCGGACGAGACUCGAUAGCGUCGACCGAGUCUCCGACCGGCACGCCCGGCCCGUCGCACGCGCACCUGGCUGGCGGGGGCGCGGGGACGCCGGGGAGCUCGGCCGGCGGCGGCGGCUCCUCGCUGUCGCAGAAGCGGGCGUACCGCCAGAGGAGGAAGGACCCCAGCUGCGACGCCUGCCGCGAGCGAAAGGUCAAGUGCGACGCCACCGAGACGGCCAGCUGCUCCGAGUGCUCCAGCCGGAACGUCAAGUGCCAGUUCACAAAGGAGACGAACCGCCGCAUGUCGUCCAUCAAGCAGGUCCAGGAUCUCGAAAAGCAGGUCUACCAAGUCCGCAAGGAGAACUCGACGCUGCGCCGGAGGCUGGAGGGCAGGGGGCUCACCGCCGCCGGCGGCGGCGGCGGUAGCGUCGCCGGCGACACCAUGGACCUCGCCGACUCGGAGCCGCCACCGCCCGACGAGAUGGCCGCCUCCCUGACCCUGCAGCUGCCGGCCGUGGGUGCGGACCCGAAGCGCACCCAGCGGCCCGCGCCCGUCCCCGGCCUGUCGCCGGCGACCAGGCACGGCCUGCGCGACUACUCCAGGGGCGUCUUCAAGCCGCCCGCGCAGCACCGUCCGCCGCCGCCGUCGCACAUGCUCUUCGACCCGCCACGCCCGGACCUGCCGCGCCGUGAGACGGCCGAGCACCUCCUGCUCGCGUACUACCGCCUCGCCCACCCCAUGUUCCCCAUGAUCCACUGGCCGACGUUCCAGGCCUCCGUCGACCGCAUGUACGCCGCCGGCGCCGGCGCCGGCGCCGCGACGAACCCGGCUCGAGGGGUCCCCUCCGGCUUCCUGGCCAUGUUCUUCGCCGUCCUGGCCGCCGGCAGCCUGUUCACGCCCGAGGAGCCCACCGGCGGCACCUCGUUCUACCGGCCCGCCGACCUCCUAGAGGCCGCGAGGGCCACGAUGGAUCCCUGGGCCAACGAGUGCGACCUGGACGUGGCCCGCGCGACGGUCCUGACGGCCAUGUGCCUCAACGAGAUGAACCUCCGGACGGCGGCGGGCCGCGCCGUCGCCGCCGCCGUCCGCAUGGGCCAGGACCUGGGCCUGCAUACCGAGACGGGUCCGUGGCCGGUCAUCGAGGGCGAGAUGCGUCGCCGCACGUGGUGGGCGACCUACAUACUCGAUCGGGCCGUGGCCUCGGAGCUGGGGGUGCCACCGCUCAUCAACGACGCCGACGCCGACGUGUCGCUGCCGGUCGGCGUGGACGACCAGUACAUCCGGCCGGACGGCAUGCUCGUGCCCGCCGACGCCCAGCCGCUGACGCACUCCCUCCUGGCCGUCAUCCACGUGGUGCGCUGCUACUCCGCCCUGUUCGCCGCCCUCUCCGAGCCCGUCGUGCCCCAACACCGCAUCGCCGCCUUCGAGCACCACAUGGGCCGCUGCCUCGAGUCGUCCUUCCCGCCCCAGUGCUACCCGACCAGCCAACUCUCGCUGGCGCCGCACUUCCUCGGCCCUCUGGCCUACCUGCUCCACGCCCGCAUGCUCCUCCACCGCCACAACCUGGGGACCCGCGCCCCGCCCCCCGCCCGCCUCCUCGCCGUCGAGGCCUGCACCCACGUCGCCCUCGACACGGCCGUGCUCGUCCAGCGGGCCGCCACCAGCGCCGCCGACCCCUGCGUCGCCACCUCCCUCCUCGCCACCCACCUCUUCCGCUGCACCCUCUUCCUCCUCCUGACCGGCUACAUCGACCAGGCGGCCGCGUGCAUCCGCCUGCUCGCCUCCACGAGCACGAGGCGCGACGUCGCCGUCCCCUGCGGCCGGUACCUGACCAUGUUCGUCUCGGUCCUGAAGCCCAAGCGCGCCGAGCACGUCGACUACGUCCAGCGCAACUACCCCGCCUCGCUGCGCACUCCGCAGGACCACCACGCCGCCCUCCUCCAGUCCCUCGCCUCCGACGAGGACAUCCUGGCCCUGGUCAGCUCCGACCUCCAGGCCAGCCUGGACCACAGCUGGGCCUGGUCCGAGCACGGCAGUACCCCCGCCGCUGCUGCCGCUGCCGCCACCGCCGCACCGACAGCCGGCGGCGGCGGCAGCAAUACCGGCAGCGGCAUCGCCUCCUCGAGCCUGUACAGUUCCGAGGCGAGGACCGGCCUGUCGCCCAACGACAUGAGGAACUGGGGAGGCUGGGCAAGGCUGGAAGCCGCCGUCCUCGCGCUAGCCAGCAACGCGACACCGACCAGCGCAACGUCCCUGUCUUCGGCGGCGGCAGCUGUCACUGCCCCGCCGGGCUCUUCGUGGUCCGCCCUCCCGCCUUCCAGACCGCCGUCUGCCCCCGAAUUGCCGCGUAUCUCGGGUGUGCCGCGGUACGCGACUGCCUCGCCGGCUUCCAGAAUGGUGGUCGAACCGAGCAGUACGUCUGGCAAUCCUCCGGGCGCAACCGACUUCCCCUCAAAGAGGGGGACUGAUCGGUUGAGCAUUGCCAAUAUUAUCUAA